GUCCCGUGUCUUUAAUAGGUAACGUCAGUUCAGACACUUUUAUCUACGGUAGCAGUCGUACGUGGUCUUCCUCCAAUCUCUGUGCCCUUGAAGAAUGGCUUCAGCUGAAGGUAUCGGCAACGCCGACUAUAAAUCUGCAACAUCCAUUUACGAUUUUACAGUAACAGACAUAGAUGGGAAUCAAGUGUCAUUGGAGAAAUACAGGAAUCAUGUCUGCAUUAUUGUAAAUGUUGCCUCAAAGUGUGGGUAUACUCAUGUAAACUACACACAACUGGUGGACUUAUAUGACAGAUUUGAGUCCAAGGGUUUGAAAAUUUUGGCCUUUCCAUGUAAUCAGUUCAUGUCACAAGAGCCUGGCAAUAGUGAACAAAUCAAGUGCUUUAUCUCUGGAUACAAAGGAGAUGGGAAAUUCGAUGUAUUUUCCAAAAUAAAUGUAAACGGAGAAGAUGCCCAUCCGCUCUGGAAAUACCUCAAAGAAAAGCAAGGCGGUUUGCUGAUUGAUGCUAUCAAAUGGAAUUUUACCAAGUUUGUCAUCAACAAGCAAGGGCAACCAGUGGAACGAUCUGCCGCCAACGUCAAUCCUUUUGACAUGGAAAAAACAAUUGUGAAGUACCUAAAUGAGUAACUGUCAUCGGUGUAGUUUCAUUUCCUCAUUAAUAUCACACUGCUACUUUUCCAUCGUUCUCGCUGAUAUCUUACAAUUCAAAAUUUUAACAAAGGAAAAUGAGCAGUGAAAUAGGAGAUUUGUAUUGCCGCGAUGCAUCUUACGUUGGUUGUUAAGAGAUUCGAUUUUUUUUUAAGGAAUUGCAGUAAUAUUAAAAAGGAAAAAAAAAUGUCGGAUUCAACAAUUACACCAGACAGCACAUACCGACUAUAUGGGACGAAAACAAAAACUUGUUACAGGUUAAAUAAUAUUAUGGAAAAUUCGGUCAAUAACAGGGUAUACAACAUCUGAAGGAA
Messenger RNA from Daphnia carinata, 960 nucleotides. Its product is annotated as glutathione peroxidase-like. The transcript is spliced from 7 exons. Lineage: Eukaryota; Metazoa; Arthropoda; Branchiopoda; Diplostraca; Daphniidae. The record is from RefSeq and is a predicted model, not a curated record. Bases 95 to 625 code for a protein of 176 amino acids. Gene Ontology annotation, biological process: response to oxidative stress. Gene Ontology annotation, molecular function: glutathione peroxidase activity.